Molecule: messenger RNA, 7221 nt
Organism: Diaporthe batatas
Lineage: Eukaryota; Fungi; Ascomycota; Sordariomycetes; Diaporthales; Diaporthaceae
Exons: 2
Coding region: 1984-3303 (439 amino acids)
Biological process (GO): mitochondrion organization
Cellular component (GO): SAM complex
Source: RefSeq, a predicted model, not a curated record
GCGCUAUCGUCUCGGUCAUCUACGGCCCUGCGAUUGGAUUGGCAUUCCAGCCUGGCAGCCUGCUUGCCGUGCCCAUGGGACUGCCACGUGCCAAACACGCACCCAGUCCAAGUCCGUCACAUCGUCAGUAGUAGCUACAGCCUACGGAGUACCGGUUUCCCAGUCCUGCCAGCCCUGCCUGCCUCCAAUUUCCCACAUCGCUAUCCAAAUCUGGUACCCUAUCCCUUACAUCCCUCACAUCCCUCACAUCCCUUUCCCCUCCGCCAGGCCAAUGCCUGCACCGGCCAUGAGGACGGAUUUAACAAUGAAGUCGAAACAACGCGCCAGUGAGGCAGUGAGGCAACCCGAGUUGUUUCGACCCGCCGAGGUACGCGGACUGUCUUUCCUCCCCCAACAUGAAACGAGACACCGUCCAUCUCGGGCCAAUUUGGUCCAUUCCAGGCUCACCAGCCCGUCCGCAUGAGGACUCAGGAUGCGGCACAGCCUUGUCGUCAUGCUUCCAAUUCGUUCCAUACUGUGUACUAGCCUCGUCCGCACAUCGGUACUCCGAACAAUACAAGCUGCCAAGUACCUACCAGCCCGGCCCGUCUUUCUGUCUAUGGUCCCCUUUCCGCAUUCGGCGGUGGGGCCCGAGGACAGAGAGUUGGACCCUGAAUUUGGGGGCCCAUCAUUUUACGGUGCCAUCUCCAUCUUCUCGGCCGACGCGCUGCCCUGGCCCUGCACAGCCGCGGGAUUGGAUCAGUCAUCAACCAGAUACCAAAUCAAUGCAAACCACAUCUAAUCAAAUCAGCAUGUGCAAGAUCCAGACGGCCAGACAGCCAGAUCCGGUCGCAGGCCUUGCACUGACAGGCCCCCUGCGUCGAUCCAGAUCGUGCAGCCGUGAAACCAGGGCCGGGCAAUCCUGCUGUCGAACAUGCGAACCUUCCUUUCGAAGCUUUCGAGACGUGUUACGAUUGGCAUUCGGUGGGGAGGGGCAGCAAGCAGGUUGGCAGGCAAGGCGAAAGAGAGUUCAAUGAGACGCGCAUCAUCGUCCAAUACCUCGCGCCGUGCCUGAUCAACACCCUCCUGGAACGUUGGGUUGGAAAUAACCUCCACUGCCGGCGAACCUUGUCUGCCGCCGCCGUGAUCUUUGCGUGUUGCAUAUACUGUGCUGUACCGGCGUGUCGCAGCCAUCGAGCCGUGCUGUCCAGUCGAAUUCGACGCUGCGGGCUCAGGGCUCGUCAUGGCCGGGAAAGGGUCCAAGGAAACGCACGACUGUACCGGGUACAGUGCCAGGAGUGCAUGUUGUAGCAGGGGUCCUGCCGCCCGGUGCGGACGCGGAGGCGGAGACAGUGGGAGAGACACAACAAGAAAAUAGACGGCCGAUCGCCGUGUGGGUCCCCUUGUUCCCUCCCCCCCCCCUUUUCACCGCCCAACCGCCACAGAGAGGGCAGAGCGGCCACCAGCACCGACUAUCCAUUCCUAUCGGAGCAGAGGCCCAGCGGCUGCCGACGCCGCCAUCACACAUCACAAUCUUUUUGGGGCCGUUGGCCGUUUCAUCAACACGCCGUGGACCGGGUCGACGCCUCUCUUUUCGCGGGGUCGGACAGCAACAUCACAUCAUCAUCGUCAUCGUCAUCGCCAACGGCGCAACGUCAGCCCAACGAGCCGGCAAGGCUGCAGGGUUGGCAGCGAAUUUCGACAAUCUCUCUGUCGCAACCCACCGCCCGAUAGGGUUUUGCGGAGAAAAAUAGGGCGCCCUGCAACAGCAGUCCCUCCUCCUGGCCUCAUUUCGUUUCCAAUCCACCGCCGCCGCCCCCCCCCCCGGCAAUACCGCCUGUACGGCCUGUACAAGUCACUCGUUCGAGCUCUGGUGGUUUUGGCCACGACAUUUCCGCAUUACGAACACGAUCUGCUAUACAGGCCUGCCGCGAUCCGUGCUUGUACCUCGUACCCCAGGCAGGCAGCCCCUCCCUUCCCACGAUCCACGGGGUACCCGUCACCAUGGUACUCUUCCGUCUCCACGUCUGGGGGCCAGCCUUCGGGCUCGCCAGCAUCGAUGCCGAGUGUCUCGCCACAAUCACCUACCUCGCCAGCGCCCUGCAGGGCCACCAGUGGGAGAUUGUCGCGACUAGCCCCUCAGGGGUCCCAACCCACUCCCUCCCGGCCCUCCACGAGCCCGGCCCCGGCGUCUGGACCCCGGGCUUCACCGCCAUCACCGCCCGGCUCCGGGCCCUCCGCCCAGACGGCGACUGGGACCUCGACAGGGCGCUGGGCCCGGCCCAGCGCGCCGACGCCGCCGCCUACGCCAGCUUCCUGCGGUCCGCCGCCGCGCCCCUCGUCGCCCUCUCGCUGUACGUCUCCUCCGCCAACUGGGCCGGCACCACCCGCCCCGCCUACGGCACGGGGAUCCUGCCCUUCCCCCUGACCUGGUCCGAGCCGCUGGCCGUCCGGGCGCGCAUGUGCGAGCUGGCCGACCACCUGGGCCUGUCGGACCUCAACGUCGACGACGACGGCACCCAGGCCCAGCGGCAGCAGCAGCCGUCGUCCGCCGCCACGGGCGAGGCAACGGAUGGCUUCCUCAAGGUCCCGGAGCGCCUGCGGCCCCUCCGCCGCGGCGUCAAGGCCGCCCUGUCGCCGGAGCAGACGGCCCUCUUCCGGCUCGAGGCCGCGGCCAACGGCUGCCUCGCCGUGCUGUCGGACCUCAAGACCGCCGCGGAGCUGGACGGCGCCGGCGACCGCUCCUUCUUCUUCUCCUCCUCCUCCUCCCCCUCUCCGUCCCCGGCCCCCGCAACAACCUCCCUCGACUGCCUCGCCUUCGGCUACCUGGCCCUCAUGCUCGCGCCCGACGUCCCGCGCCCCUGGCUCAGGGACCUGGUCCGCCGGCGCCACGAGGCCCUCGCCGCCUUCGUGGACGCCACGCGCGAGGCCGUCUUCGGCGGGGACCCCUUCGAGGCGCCCCGCUGCUUCUCCGGGGGGGACGGCGCCUCCUCCUCCGCCCUGCCGUGGGCGGACCCCUCGUCGCCUGGCGGUGCGCACGACCGGCAGCCGUGGGCGCUGACGCGCUUCGUCAGGGGCGUCGUCGCGUCCUCUGUGCCGCGGGCCUGGACGAUCCGCGAUGCCGAUGCUGCUGGUGCCUCGUCCAAGUCUUCGUCAUCAGCAUCGUCCGCCCUGGCCGCCCUGGGAAGCGGCGCCGCCGUGGUUGGGAUCCUGGGCAGCGCGCUGCUGUACCGGCACAUGCCGCCCCUCGGGGCCGCGGUGUAUCGGUGGGAGAUGCCGAGGCGGCAGCUGUUUGGGGCAGCUGGGGCGCUGUUUGGGAUAUGAGUGGGUGAGGGUGAGGAUGGAACGGACCUUGGUUGUGUGCACAAGUAAAAUAGGGAACGGAGUUGACGGGGGAAAAAGUAGAACGUAUCAUGUGGUCGUUGAGCGGCGGGAUAGAUGAGGUCUCCAGGAUCGGCAGGCAGACAGGCGCAGCAGGUAGAUGUUCGACGUUAAGGUGCAGCAGAAUGUACCGAGGCAUUGAUACCCAACUCCAAGAGCACGUAACAGCCGCAUCGUGGAAUGUGAAUACUUCCAGCAUUUCUGUCUUUUGGGAAAUGUACAAUUCAAUUGUGAUUGUUUAACAAAACUCCGCCUGUCAUGCAUGUAGGAGAUUAUGGAUGUCCAAGACAUCAUUAUCGACGCAGACAAAUCCUCCCACUUUGCCUAGACGCAAUCGGCAUCACCAUCAUGCCCUAGAUGGCCCAUCUGCUCCCCUCCAACCCCGUGAUCGUGAUGUCCGAGCCGACGCCCGACGCGGAGCUCAGGCCAUCGUCAGCUUCGGAAUCCUCGCCAUCUUCCUCCCCGUCCGCAUCCGAAUCCGCAUCGGCGCUGGUGUAAUCCUCAUCGCUGUCACUAUCACUAAUGCUGGGCCGAUCCUUGAACAACCACGCGAAACCCUUCUAGGGUAUACAAAAGUCGAUCCACGUCCCCAUGUAGUCCAGUCGGUGCGGCCCGCUCUCCUCGCGGUGCCAGAUGUCCUUGAACUCGGCCAGGUCCAGCCGGCCCCAGCCGCCACGCGCCUUGGCCUCCUUCUCGGCCGCGUCGUGCUUGCGCCACUCCUGCAGCGCCGCCUCGGGCGGCCGGGUCAGCGGCUUGGAUGGCUUCCUGCCGGCGCUGCCGUUGACGAUCCUCAGCUUGCCUGGGCGCCGGCUCCUGAGAGCUGGCUUGGGGUGGUGGGCUGAGGUCGUUGCUGCGGCAGCGGGUGGGACGUCUGCGUCGCUGUUGGGUCGGAAUUGAGGCAUGGUUGGGUCGCGGUAGGAAGCGUCGCUCGGAACAGUCUCUUGUUCAUCGGCCAUCGAUGACUCCUCAGUGAAAUCUUCUUCCUCGGAGGUUGUUUCCUCCUCGUUCUGUUCGGUCUUGGAAGCCAGGGCCUCGUCAAUGGUGUAUCCUGAGGUGGCGAGCAGCUCGUCCAGGUUUCUAUCUUGGAUCGGCUUCUUCUCGUCGACUUCGAUGAGGAUGGCUUUCCCAUUGCCGUUUGCAUUCUCCCUGUUCUCCUCACUUCCAUUGCGGUUCUCGUCCUGAUGCUGCUCCGAGUCCUUGCUCCUGUCCUGUUCGAGGGAGUCGAGCAAAUCGCGAUAGGCCUCUCGGUAUUCCUUCGUCUCCGCGGCUUUGACGGCGAGGUCUUCCUUUUCCUUGAACAAAACAUCCAAAAGUUCGUUGAAAGCUUGCUGCGUAACGACGUAAAGGAUCUCCUUGCCCAUGUCUCUCUCAGCAUCAGGUAUUUCCAUGCCGCCCCAUCGCUCAGGAACGCUCCUAGAGGAUGUCGAUGGGUUGGAUCUGAUUUCGUAGUCGUCCGUGUCUUCGGCAAAGCGAACCUUGGAUGAUGACCGUGACCGAGCAGACAGCGGGGGCUGUCCAUCCUUUGAGCUCCCGGCUACCUCGGUUCCGUUCAUGUCCGCGAGGACAUCGUCCUCUGCAUUCCAGCCCUCGGGCGGAGUGGUUCCCUCCUCUUCAGUCAGGUAGAAAUUGCGUUUCUUCCACCGGUCAAACAGCUUUUUCCUCACUGUUGCCCUGAGUUUCCGGUCCAUCGUCCUCUUCUUAUGAGCCUCCAAACGGAGAUGCGAUGCACGUAGCUGGCUAUCAGUGGGUGGCCGGUUGGUCCACCGCUCGCUGCUCACAUCUCUGACCACUUGCGGGGCGGAGGAGCUACCGCGAGAGGCGUCCGUGAAAGAUGGAAAGUAGUCAGCGGGGCGGUUGACAUCUUCAACUGCAGACUCCUCCUCCUCCUCCUCUGCUGAUGUCUCUUCCUCACUAGCCACGUUUUCCUCGUCGGCUUCUUCGCCUUCCCGCUCGUAUCGGUCGACCGGGGCCAGUUCGCUUGGCUGUAUGUUUCGCGGUUCGCCUUGCAAGAGAGACACGAGCUCUUCGACUUGGGUUGGAGGGUUCAGCAAUGCCUCGUGGUAGAUGCGCGAUACGUCUUCAUCACCAGUCGGCGAGGUAACGUGUUCAGAAGUGGCGGUGAAGUAUCUGCGGCCAUAUGCGCCAUCGCUCGGGCCAGCGUGGUUGAAAAGACUUGAUAGAAUCUCGCCGCGAUCGCCAACGUCUGGCCGUGUCUCAUUCACCACGCCGUUCAUGUCGUCGCUGACCCAGACGUCUCCAUUGCCGUGGAAAAUCUUGCCCUCCAUGGGUCGGCCAUGAUCAGCUUCGGGAACCCGACCCUCGCGGCCAAAGUGGCUGCUCAGUGGCUGCCUGCCAGUCACCAGCUGCUGGGUCUCGGUGUUGUUCAUAACCUGCUGGUCCAGGCCUUCCAGGACGUCGCCGUGCAUGUGCUUGUAGAGGACGUAAUAGGUUCUGAAUAUGCGCAAGCAAUCUCUUCGAGAUAUGUAUCCGUCUCCAUCGAUGUCGUAGCCUUUGAAGAUGCGCUCGAGUCUCUGCUUGCCCUUUUUGUAGGACAAGCCCAUCAGGAACUCAGGGAAGCUGAUGAGAUCAUCGCCGUUGGUGUCAUAGAAGGCAAACAUGCGGUCGUGGAUGAGAUUCGGGGCAGUUCGUCGAUUUCCGCUGGAUGGUACGAGAUAUCUCUCAAAGGUCUUCCUGUCAGCUGCUAGGAACAGCUCAUCCGGGUCGUCCCUCCAUUCAGUGUUUGCAAUGAAUGUCCACUGCUCCCACAAUGCCUCCAGCUCUGGACGCUCGAAGCCCGUCUCCUUUGCCAGUUGCCUGAUCAGAGCACCGGGUAGGUUCCUCAAAGCAGUGUCGGGGUCGCCGGGGUACCAGACAGGUUGCAUAGACUUGGGACCGAAAGGCGGGGCCGGGACUUUAACUUUGUAGAAGACGUGCGUCUUGUUGUGCAGGCCCUGUGACUCGCAUGUCUCGCAGAGGUCGAAGUCGGAGCAGUUCGCACACCGGUAGCGGAUCCCGCGGAUGGGCAGGAGACCGCACGCGUUGCACAUACAGCCGCGGUGGACAUAAGCGUUGCGCCUAGCGUUAUCCUCGGAGACCCUAAAGAGGAGGCCGACAAUGUUAUGCCCUGCCCUUGGCGGUGGGAUGUUCCAUGCAUCGUCAUGGGCCCAGUCAUCCUCCAUUGUACGUUCCUCGCCAGCGACGGUGUCGGCUUCGCCUGCAACGCCGCCGGCGGUUGCUGGUGGGCGAGAAUCAGUGUUCUCGGCAUUUUCAUCUUGAUGUGUAUCGUGGUCGGGGGAUUCUGAGUCGUCGGCGGUGGGGGCUGCGCCAGUGUGGUCGGCGAGUUGCCUACCAAAAUGAUGGUUGAGGAUUGGCUCGAUGUGUUCCCUCUGGUCGGAGCCGAGCUGGUGUUCGACGUCUUCCAAAGCGGCCUGGAUUUGCCGUCUUGUGCUGCGCUCAGUCCUCCGAACAGCGUUGCUCCUGCGCAGGCCACUGUCGAAGCCAGAGGCGGAGGUCGAGGUGGAGGAUGAGGUCGCAGGCUGCAGGCGGAACUGUUGCCAGAACUGCCAGGCAAUGAAGACACCAGUCACUCCAGCAAGGACCUGUAUUACAACCCUUGGUCGCGUCAAAGUCGCGGCGGAAGAGCUUGACACAUCCAUGGCGGCUGGCCGGCGAGCAUGUUGGUGGAGGUGGCCAACGAGAUGGACGGCGGGAAAUCUGGACCGUCGUAUGGAUGUCUGGUGCCGUCAGCUCGAUUAUUGUCCCAUCUGUUGUGGCGAUUGGGUGCCCUGCAGCAGAGCAAGUCAGGCUGGGCUGGCUGGCUGGCUGGGCUUGGGUUUGCUGAUGGUAGGAGUGGUGGGAAGC